Nymphalis io (European peacock) is the source of this 1861-nucleotide messenger RNA. Its product is annotated as nuclear nucleic acid-binding protein C1D-like. Gene Ontology annotation, molecular function: RNA binding; DNA binding. The transcript has a single exon. Lineage: Eukaryota; Metazoa; Arthropoda; Insecta; Lepidoptera; Nymphalidae. Gene Ontology annotation, biological process: regulation of gene expression; maturation of 5.8S rRNA. Gene Ontology annotation, cellular component: nucleolus; exosome (RNase complex). The coding region runs from base 191 to 640 and encodes 149 amino acids. The record is from RefSeq and is a predicted model, not a curated record.
CCUCGGAUAGCUGGUACCUAGAUACAUCUGGUAUGAAAAUUUUAUUAAAUUGUCAAUGUCAAAUAUCAAUUUAGAAGGUUAAAUUUAAAACGUGGUCCUUCCGGAAUAAUUCUAUUGCAUCGCAUAAUUUUCCAAUUGUUCUCAUUGAACAAACGUUUCUGCUGUUCGUUGUGAUCCAGCCCUAUUGAAAAUGGAAAAAGUAGAUUGGAAUCUUGAAUAUGGCGAACUUGCCAAGGACAAAGAUUUCGUAAACAAAUAUGAGAGUCUCAAAAAUAAUUUAAUUGAGCUAGAACAUGUUUUGGAGAAACUGCUGCCACUAAGAGUACAUUAUGAUAAGAUGUGUCUUCCGGCGCAAAUUGAAUUGGACUUGUUCCUGGCUUUUACAAUGAAUUCCCUGUAUUGGGUACAAUUGCGCGUACAGGGAGUAGAUCCGACUACUCACCCCAUAAAAGACGAACUGGCAAGAAUUAAAUCAGUUAUGGUAAAAUGGCAGGAAGUAAAAGACAAAGAGAAGAGACCCACGGUUGACCUGGAAGCUGCAAAACGAUUUGUCAGAAGCGGACUAUACGAUCCAUACCGAGCUAUUGGCCAACCAGCUAACAAGAAAAAGAAAUUCAAUGAUGAAGACAUGAAUGAAUAAGAAUUUACUUCAAUUUGAUUUUAAACUCUCCUUUUAAGACUGAAUUAACUAAAUAUCCUUUUUUGUUAUCAUUGAAUCUGUCUACAAUCAUGUUUAUUGUUGAUUCCCAUUAUUAUAGAUAUAACUUAUGCAUGAAUUAUUUUAUAAGAUAACAUUACAACUUGUAAAUUAUAUGCAAGCUAAUAUUCUAUAAAAUUAAUGUACUAGAACUAGAAAAAAAGUUAAAAAAAGAAACAAAAAAAUCAUUUAUUACUACUAUAAUAAAGAGCUAUAUUUCAUGUACCAAAAUAUGUAACUUUGUUUUGCCUCUGGAUAAAAUGGCAUGAUAUAUUGUUUUAUGUAAACAAAAAAAAAAGAAGUUCAAUAUGGCUGUAAUAUUAGUAUAUUUCAAGAAAUUGCUUGUAAAUAUAUUUUUUGUAAAUCAUUUGUAAUAUUGUAUUGACAAACUAUGUGAAGGGAGAUGGAUUAUGUAUAAAAAUGCUGUGCUGCGUGCGCAAUGCGAAUUCUGUUAUGUAACUCUUUAAAUUUCAUAAGUCAUAAAUAUAAUGUAGAAAUAAUCAACAACAGAUUUAUAUAAUCGUGGUGUAUGAAAAGAAAAUGGCAUUUAAUUAUUUUUGAAAUUGAAAAGAAAAGUACAUUGUAUCUAUUGAAGCAUCCAUUCACAUUAGGCUAUAUGGUUGAUAAGGAUAGGGCCCACAAUGAUAUCACAUAGUUCAUGAAUACUUUCAUAGUUUAUAUAUAUCACAUAGCUGUAAGGAAUAUAUAAUCUUGCUAUUAAAGUUAGCCACUAGAUAUGUUUCAUAACCAUUUACUAAUCAAUAAUCAAAUUAUUGUGUAAUUUAGUCAUAACAUGUAGCAUAAGAAGUUGUUACAAAUAUUUAAUCCAGUAGUUGAAGUUUUUAUUUAAUCAUUAUGAUAUAAUGAGUAGGUUACAAUAUACUCGUAUUAACCCAACUACAGGGUCUACAUGGAUGGAUAGGAAAUUUGAUUCCUGGAAAACAAAGUAUUUAGUUUAUGUAAUCGUAACAAACCCUUAUUGCAGUUGCUCUAAAGUAUUAUAAUACAAUUUAAAACUGAGCUAAAUUUAUGUUGUAUUCAAUAUAAUGGUAAUUAUUUUUAUUGAAACAUUAAAAUUACUUUUAUUUUAAGUUCUUUAUAUGUGUUUCUCAGUAUGUACUGUUAUUUAUUGGGUUUUAUUUAAAUAAACACUAUUUAUAACCA